AUGAAGGAGGGAGAAUUCGUCAAUGAUUAUUUUGCUCAGACACUUUCCAUAGCCAACAACAUGAAGGCUAAUGGUGAAAACAAGGGAAAUGUUGUUGUAGUGGAAAAAAUUUUAAGAUGCAUGACUUCCAAGUUUGAUUAUGUUGUGUGCUCCAUUGAGGAGUCUAAGGAUACAAACACACUGACCAUUAAUGAAUUGCAAAGCAGCCUGCUCAUACAUGAACAACGCAUGACUCCUCAUGUUGAAGAAGAACAUGCCUUAAAGGUUGCUCAUGGAGAUCAAAAUGCUCAAUAUGCAGAAAGGGGACAAGGUCGUGGAGUUUUUGGACGACAAAGACGAGGAUGA
Molecule: messenger RNA, 345 nt
Organism: Abrus precatorius (Indian licorice)
Lineage: Eukaryota; Viridiplantae; Streptophyta; Magnoliopsida; Fabales; Fabaceae
Exons: 1
Coding region: 1-345 (114 amino acids)
Source: RefSeq, a predicted model, not a curated record